GCCCAACCAAGAUAUCGAAUCUCGUCCCUUCCAUCCCUCCUAUGGCCUUUGCCGCUUCACGUCCGCCGCACUAAGCUUCUCACCUUAUCUAAUGGGUUCCAUGUGAUCAUUCACAUCGCAAUACUUGAUCGAAAAUGCUGCGACGACCUCCGGGCGAGGGGCGUCGGGCCUCACAGCAACAGAGACUCUUCAUCGCCUUUGCUAUCAUUCUUCUACCCUGGCUACAGCUUGUUGAUGCUCAGCAGCAGCAUCGACCAGUCGAACCAGCUUUACCACAACUGCAACGCCCCGGCGGCCGCAGUCAGCAGUUAGCCGAUGAUGCCGUACAUCAAUGGGCCGCGACCCCCGUUGACGUGACUAAGUCGGCCCGCGAGACUGUCAAGAAUGUAAAGCGGGCUUCCGUUCCCAAUCAGCGACAGCGACAGCAGCAGCAGCAGAAGAUCGAGCCUGUCCGCAAGAACCGCAAGAGAGAAUACGAAAACGACCAUUUAAUUAUCCCUGACGAUGCGAGCGCCCUCGCAACUUUGGCUCCGGCUCAGUCCGUAGGAGCACCAAACCCUUCACGAUAUCAACGGUCCAGCAGCAUUCCUGCUUCUGGGCUUGCCUCGCCGCAGAUUGCGCGGAGUCUGAAGGAUUGGGAAGUGGAAGACUUUGUUCUUCUGGCGACCGUCGAUGGAGACCUAUACGCCAACGACCGGCGAACCGGAAAAGAACGUUGGCAUCUCGAAGUCGACCACCCUAUGGUAGAGACCAAACACCACCGCUCGGAGAAGUCCAUUCUCGAUGAAAAUUAUCACCAAGUCGACCAUUAUGUUUGGGCUGUUGAGCCUAACCGUGAUGGCGGAAUCUACCUCUGGGCCCCCGAUUCUAAUCGUGGAUUUGUCAAAACAGGCUUCACCAUGAAGAAGCUUGUCGAAGAACUGGCCCCCUACGCUGAUGAGAGCUCUCCCGUCGUCUAUACUGGCGACAAAAAGACUACCAUGAUUACUCUUGAUGCAGCCACAGGGAGAGUUCUGAAAUGGUUCGGUGCUACAGGAUCUCAUGUUAAUGAAGCCGAAAGCUGCGCACGCCCCGACACGUUGUACGACGAGAAUAACCAGGAGUGUAGCUCUACUGGAACAAUCACUUUGGGCAGGACCGAAUAUACUGUUGGUAUCCAGCGGCGUGAGGACGGUCUUCCCAUCGCUACCCUUAGGUACUCUGAGUGGAGCCCCAACAACUACGACAGCGACCUAUUUCAACAGCACCAGUCUUCAUUAGAUAAGAAGUACAUCACAAGCCAGCACGACGGCAAGGUCUAUGCGUUUGACUACGCAAGGUCCGAAAAGGCAGAGCCACUUUUCAGCGAACACUUCGCAGCACCUGUAGCCCGAGUUUUUGAUGUAUGCCGACCAGGAGAUGCUACAUCCGACAGCAAUCCCGAUCUUGUGGUCCUUCCUCAACCGCCGAUGCCCCCGCAAGAUGAGACCCACGCCCGUAUGCGCAGUAACAGUAUCUUUCUCAACCAGACUCGGACUGGGGAUUGGUAUGUCAUGUCUGGACGAUCGUAUCCUCUUAUUAUCCAUGCCCCCAUCGCUCAACUAUCCCGCCCCGAUUGGUGGGACAUUGCUCCCUCUUGGGACACUAUCAACCAAACCAAACUCUCGAAGGUCCUGGUAGGCACACAUUUCCUCGACACUGUCAAUAACAGAGGUGGCACACACACGCCAAGUUUGCCUGCCGGUGCAAUAGAAGGACCAGAAGUGUAUGACGUGUACGAUGACAAUGACGAUUUGGAGAAUAAUGAUUCAAAAACCACGGACCUGACAUUUUCGGAUGAGCCUACCUUUUUUACCAACGUCAAAAAGGUGCCUCUAAUUGCCGCCCAAAGCGUCAAGGAUUUCAUCACAAAUCCCGUGGUCAUCAUCAUAUUUGUUUCAUUACUCUAUUUCAACAACAAGAAUAUCCGUCGUCACCUCCAGCGUGGGAAGCGACGGGGUUUCUGGAACGAAUUGCAAAAUAUACUGGGUUUUGUUGAGGCCCCGGUCUACACGGAGCAACCGGAUGAAGUCGAUAGCAGCGACACUGACGGCAACGUUGACUACUUGGCCGGCUCAGUGAACGAAGAACCAAAGCCCGCAGCACCGAGAGACAAUCUUGAGGAGAAGGUCAAAGAAUCCGUGGUCCCUGCCCCUGAAUCAUCCAAUUUGGAGCCCGGAACUUCCCCCCAAACACCUAUCAAAGAGGUAGAGCUUAGCGAUAGGGAAGCGACUCCGAAGCCCAAGAGGAAGACUCCCACCAAGAGCUCAGGUGAUACUCCUGAUACUCCUCAACCUCAACCUCAACCUCAAACCAAGGCUACGGGCACAAAUGAAAGUCAGGAUGGUGGAGCCCCUGAGAAGAAGAAGAAGGCUCACAGAGGUAGACGUGGGGGUGUCAAGCAUCGUAAGAGUCGUGCUCAAGAAGCUUCCCUAUCUCGAGGCGAUGACCCGGCCACGGCCACUGUCGAGGAUGCGGUCAACAACGCAAAGAAGCUGGGUGAAAGGCCUAGCCUCGAGCCGGACGUAAUGACCGUACAUGACGACAUGCAGUCUGUGACAGGCUCGACGAUCCGCAUGGGAAACAUCGAGGUGAACACAGAUGAGCAAUUGGGCACAGGAAGCAAUGGCACUCUAGUCUUUGCUGGCAAAUUCGAUGGAAGAGCGGUCGCCGUCAAACGCAUGUUGAUUCAGUUUUAUGACAUCGCGUCCCAAGAAACAAGGCUGUUAAGAGAGAGUGAUGAUCACCCGAAUGUCAUUCGAUACUACUCCCAACAGAUCCGCGAUGGAUUUCUUUACAUUGCCCUGGAGCGCUGCGCCGCUUCAUUAGCAGACGUGGUCGAAAAGCCCAACUAUUUCCGGGACCUUGCCAACGCCGGCCGACAUGACUUGCCGAAUAUCCUUUACCAGAUCACCAACGGCAUCAGCCACUUACACGAGCUCCGAAUCGUCCAUCGUGACCUCAAGCCACAGAAUAUUCUGGUCAAUAUGGGCAAGGAUGGCAAGCCUAGAAUGCUGGUCUCUGAUUUCGGACUUUGCAAGAAGUUGGAAGGCGGGCAAUCGUCCUUCGGCGCCACCACGGGUCGUGCCGCUGGAACAUCAGGCUGGCGUGCUCCCGAGCUUCUGCUCGACGACGACGCUCGAGAAGGUGCCAUGAUGGAGGCUAGCACUCAAAGCGGCUCUGGUUCGGUUUUGGUCGAUGACAAUAUGAUGCCUCGGCGUGCUACUCGUGCGAUUGACAUUUUCUCGCUUGGACUGGUCUUCUUCUAUGUCUUGACCAACGGAUCACAUCCCUUUGAUUGCGGCGAUCGCUAUAUGCGAGAAGUCAACAUUCGAAAAGGGCAGUAUAACCUGGACCUCCUUGACUCUCUCGGCGACUUUGCCUACGAGGCUAAGGACCUUAUCGCCUCUAUGCUUGAAGCAGACCCCAAGAACCGUCCCAAUGCCAAGGAGAUCAUGGCCCAUCCCUUCUUCUGGUCCCCGAAGAAGAGGCUCGCAUUCCUCUGCGACGUCUCGGAUCACUUUGAGAAGGAGCCAAGGGACCCACCCUCGCCCGCCCUGGCCGAGCUUGAGAGGCACGCAGGGGAUGUGACUAGGAGUGACUUCUUGAGGGUCUUGCCGCGUGAUUUCGUUGAUUCCCUUGGCAAGCAACGCAAAUAUACCGGUUCCCGCCUUCUUGAUCUGCUUCGGGCCCUACGAAAUAAGAAGAAUCACUACGAAGAUAUGCCUGAGGCACUCAAAAGGACCGUCGGACCUCUUCCCGAAGGCUACCUUGCAUUUUGGACUGUUAGGUUCCCUAUGCUAUUGUUGACUUGUUGGAACGUUGUAUGGAACGUGCAGUGGGAAAAGUCGGACCGCUUCCGCGAAUACUAUGAGCCUGCGCCCCUGUAGACAGGAAAGAAGGCACUCUGAGUUGUUUUUUUAGGAUGCUCUUAUAUAUUUGCUGCUCAAUCCUGACUCGUAUUUCCAUGAGACUAUCCUAAGCCUUGCAAAUAUGCUCCUAAGCUUAUGACGAUACGGUCAUGUUGCAACAGUCCUACAUAGUAAAUAUGCGACAAUAUGAUCAAAACUUUUUCCAAGUAGCCGAAACACC
Molecule: messenger RNA, 4110 nt
Organism: Fusarium oxysporum Fo47
Lineage: Eukaryota; Fungi; Ascomycota; Sordariomycetes; Hypocreales; Nectriaceae
Product: bifunctional endoribonuclease/protein kinase IRE1
Exons: 2
Coding region: 135-3908 (1257 amino acids)
Biological process (GO): mRNA processing; intrinsic apoptotic signaling pathway in response to endoplasmic reticulum stress; protein phosphorylation
Cellular component (GO): IRE1-TRAF2-ASK1 complex
Molecular function (GO): RNA endonuclease activity; ATP binding; protein serine/threonine kinase activity
Source: RefSeq, a predicted model, not a curated record